AUGGCUUAUGGACCGGAGCAUCCAUCAGUUGUUGAAAAGCUAGCUGGACAGUCUUACCUUGUCUCGAGUCUCAGCCCCAACUUUCAGUCCAUGAAUUAUUCUGCAAUUACUGUGAAUGCUCCAACUUUCAUGGUGAAUUUUCUGAUGAGCGGAGUAUAUUCUGCUGUAUCAAAGACAGCUAUUGCUCCGAUUGAAAGAGUCAAAUUGCUUAAUCAAAAUCAGAAUGAAAUGAUCAAAACUGGUCGGUUAUCUCAACCAUACAGGGGAAUUGGUAAUUGUUUUGCUCGAACCAUCAAGAAUGAGGGUGUCAUUACUCUAUGGAGAGGCAAUAGUGUCAAUGCUAUCAGAUACUUCCGUGCUCAGGAUCGUUGGUUUGCUUGUUUCCUUGUGGUAGGGGGAUUCACAAUUAGUAGUUUGGCUUCCUAUCCCAUUGACACUGUGCGUAGAAGGAUGAUGAUGACUUCUGGAGAGGCUGUGAAGUAUAAGAGCUCUUUGCAUGCAUUCCAAACAAUCGUCGCAAAAAAAGGUACCAAGUCACUCUUUAAAGGUUUUGAUGCACAUAUAUUGUGUGGUGCUGCAGGUGUUGUUGUGGUUGCUUCUUUUGAUAAGUUGCAACUUGCUUUGUUCGAAAAGGAAUAUGGGUAUUGUGGCGAAUUCCCUCUUUAG
Messenger RNA from Vigna unguiculata (cowpea), 666 nucleotides. Its product is annotated as ADP/ATP translocase 3, mitochondrial-like. The record is from RefSeq and is a predicted model, not a curated record. Gene Ontology annotation, biological process: mitochondrial ADP transmembrane transport; mitochondrial ATP transmembrane transport. Gene Ontology annotation, cellular component: mitochondrial inner membrane. NCBI's taxonomy places the organism in Eukaryota, Viridiplantae, Streptophyta, Magnoliopsida, Fabales, Fabaceae. Gene Ontology annotation, molecular function: ATP:ADP antiporter activity.